This is a messenger RNA of Argiope bruennichi, 1740 nucleotides long. RefSeq names its product serine/threonine-protein kinase ICK-like. NCBI's taxonomy places the organism in Eukaryota, Metazoa, Arthropoda, Arachnida, Araneae, Araneidae. Bases 328 to 1566 code for a protein of 412 amino acids. Gene Ontology annotation, cellular component: nucleus; cytoplasm; cilium. Gene Ontology annotation, biological process: protein phosphorylation; intracellular signal transduction; intraciliary transport. The record is from RefSeq and is a predicted model, not a curated record. Gene Ontology annotation, molecular function: protein serine/threonine kinase activity; ATP binding. The transcript is spliced from 12 exons.
UUUUCCAUCGAUGUGCUUCAGGCCAGAAGGAAUCGACUCGACUGAGUUUUUUGCCACUGACGAUAUCGCGGUGAAGGAAGUUAAGGGUUGUUGUUUGUUGCCUUGGAAUAGUUACAUAUUUAGGUCAGCAAACUAUUAAUCUGCUGUUGUAAGGAGUGCAACUUUCCCGUUUUGUUGAAAUGAGUAGAGGAAAAGAAGAACGUGAAAGUGAAAUAAUUCGAUUUUCAUAAUCUCUCUGUAACCUUGAAACUUAAUCUGGAUAAAAAUUCGCCAUUUCGAUUUAAUUAUUAAUUCAGGCGCUGAUGGCUGUACCAUCGACUGGACAUUAUGAACCAAUAUGUGACCUUGAGUCAUUUGGGUGACGGCACUUACGGUGAUGUGGUCCUCGGGAAAAGACUGGACACGGGAGAAAAAGUUGCCAUCAAGAAGAUGAAAAAGAAAUAUUAUUCUUGGGACGAAUGCAUGAGCUUGAGAGAAGUGAAGUCUUUAAAGAAACUGAGUCAUGCAAACCUGGUGAAACUGAAGGAAGUUAUAAGAGAAGAUGAUACGCUUUAUUUCGUAUUCGAAUACAUGAAAGAAAAUUUGUACCAGCUUAUGAAACGCAGAGACAGACAAUUUCAAGAGACUGAAAUCAAAAACAUUCUGUUUCAAAUUCUGCAAGGAUUAUCAUUCAUGCACAAGCACGGGUAUUUCCACCGGGAUCUGAAACCAGAAAAUGUACUCUGUAUGGGCUCGGAUCUCAUUAAAAUUGCUGAUUUUGGACUAGCUCGUGAGAUUCGAUCGAGGCCGCCUUACACCGAUUAUGUCUCCACUAGAUGGUACAGAGCUCCGGAAAUCUUACUCCGCUCCACGAACUACAGCUCGCCGAUUGACCUUUGGGCACUAGGAUGCAUCAUGGCGGAGCUGUACAAUUUGAGACCUUUAUUUCCAGGAAGAAGUGAAAUCGACCAGAUUUUCCGAAUAGCUUCCGUUUUGGGCACACCAGACAAAGCAGAGUGGCCAGAAGGGUACCGCCUAGCUGCUCAAAUGAACUUUCAUUUCCCAAAAUUUUCACAGAUUUCUCUUGCAGAUGUCGUGCCAGGCAUCAGCAUUGAAGGCCUCACACUUUUGACCGAUAUGCUAAAAUGGAAUCCCAGUUUGCGACCAACGGCAUUUUUGGCGCUACGUUAUCCUUACUUCUCCGAGACAUCGAAUGUAAUGGCCCGAAGAAAAUCAAAAGCUGUAAAUGUGCCCUCAGCAUAUAACGGCGAGAGAUGGUAUGGAGAUCUAUGGAGAGAAAGGGACAAUUUCUCUUUUGAAAAACCAAAUGCCAGCGAACAAACAUCUAAACCUUUUCGAAAGGAAGACCACCUUGAAGAACGUGCAGCUGCCCAACGGCAGAGAUAUUUUAAUUCUUCUUUCAAAGAUGCUAAGAUUAGUAGAUCAUGGCCAGCUUUCGAAGAUUUUGAUUUAUCAAUGAGUGAAAUGGAUUUUCGGACUUUGAAAGAAACUGAUGCAAGGUCCCACAAACAGCAACCAAAAGAUUAUCAGAAUGAAGCCCGGAAUGCUUUAAAUUAUGGACAAUGAAGUGAAAACUACAACAGUAAUAACUGUGAGUGCAAUAAAAAAAUGCAUAUUUCAAGCCAUUCUGGAAAAUCCCAUAGAUUGGAAUGAUAGGAAAUUGUACAAAAUCCUAUAUUUAUUUUUACAAAAUGAAUAUAACCAAGAGAUUAUUAGAGAAUAUAUGCCAUUAGCAAAGAA